AAGGUAGGGAGAGAGAGAGAGAAAGAGAGACAGGCAUAUAGGUUAAAGCACGUAUUUCAAGACGCUAACCUUUUGUCCCAAAUAGUUCGAAUAUAUUUCAAUCAAUAAUUCUCAAACAUUAUACCAAAUAUUAAAUGAAAGAGAAUUAUAAGAAAAUUAAAAAAUUUAUUUCGUGAAAUAAUUUUGAUUAAAAUUUAGUUAUAAAUACGACUCACGUAUUAAAGUUCCUAUUACGAAUACAAAUUACGACGUACGGGUGAAAUCGAUGUGUCGUAGAAAUAGAAAAAUAUUUUUAAAAGAUGGGGAGAUUGAAAAGAAAGAAGAAUUUAGCAAUGAUGAGGUUAGGAAAGGAUAAAAAUGAAUUGGAAGUUCCAAUUAUUCCAUUCAAAAAUUUGCCAAAAGAAUUUCUUUUAAUGCGUGUUAAGAAUGGUACAAAAAUUAGAAAUGUCUUGGGAUAUGCAAUAAAAGAAUUUACGAAUCAUGAAUGUAUCGUUUGGACUGGUGUUGGACAAGCUGUCGGUAAAGUUAUUUCCUGUAGUGAACUUUUUAAAACUAAAUAUAAAGGAUUACAUCAAGUCACAAAAUUACGUUACAUUGUAUCAAAAAAUUCAGAAAAUGGAAAUAAUGAUAUGAAAGAAAAGACUCGUCGUAUACCAGAGAUUCAUAUUUUAUUAUCGAAAGAAGCUAGAGACGUUACAUUACCUGGUUAUCAGGCUCCAGAUGACCCUGGACAAUUCAAUAUUCAAAACGAUAAUAAUCAAACGGAAUUAAGUGUUAUUAAUAUAAAUAAUAGUAAUAGUAAUAGUAAUAGUAAUAGUAAUAGUAAUAGUAAUAGUAAUAAUAAUAGUCGUAAUAGUGGUAGUAGUAAUAGUAAAAGUAUAAUUAAUAUCGAUGCAGAAAAGUUUGCUGCUAUGGGAUUAAUAGGACGGAAAAGAUUAAAAAAGGAUCAAUUAACGUCAGCACAUCCAAAGAGAAAUAAAAAAGUGAGUAAAAAUGAUCAGAAAUGAUCAAUGAAUAUGAGUUGAUUGAUUCAAAUGCAUUGAUUGAUUCAAGGUACAAAGUUUAUUUUAUAUUAAUACAUAGAGAUUUGGUCACAUGUAAUACAUUAUUUAUAUCUCUACUUUUUUUAUUAUUCUGUAUUAUUUAAGCAUCAUUCUCGAAUUUCUUUCUUUUUUUUUUUUUCUUCUACUUACAGAUUGUACAUAUAUGAUAUCAAAAAUUAUCCAAUUGUAUUAUUCUGUAACAAAAUAUAAAUACGCUUUGAUCCAUAUAACUUAUUACAUUUACAAUGUGGAAAUUAUAUACUGAGAGAUUUAUUUUUUUAUAAUUAAAUAAUAAUGGUAAAUGAUAUACAACAUAACAAUAGAGGUAUAAAUAAUGUCAUUGAAAUUGUAUUAACAAGAUUAAUAAGAGUUUUCAUUUGCUUGAUUAAUUAUUAAAUUGAUGGGAAAAUUGGCAGUGAUAUGGAAUAAUUUCCUGUUAGAUAUAUUGCUUUGUAUUAUAAUACAAUAAACUGGAAAUAUUUUUUUAAUAACAUUAUUUUAAAAUGUUAUCACAAAAAGUACAUAUAAGUUUGUACUUAUCUAAUAAGAUCAUCGAAUUAUUAUUUGCUUAAUCUAUUGAACAUAAAUAUUUUCUUUUCUUUUGAAUAACAAUACAAAUUGUUAUUUAUAUGUAUUAAAAUGUAAAUAUGUUUAAACAAUUGAAAAGAAGUGCAGCAUAUUACAGAUAUAAUAACAUACGGGUACUACGUAUAUACAAAUAAUAAGUAUUAUUAUAAUACAAUUCCGAUUGAUUUUCCAUCUUCGUUUCUUUUUUUUUUUUUUUUUUUUUUUUUUUGGAGAAUCAGUCCCAAUUCUUUUAAGAUACUGUUAUGCACAAGACUGAUUUGCAUAGAAUUAUGAAUAACUUGUUGUUAAUUAUCCAAAUUUUCUUCACGCAGAUUGUGUAUCAUUAGAAUCGUCCUUUGCAUUAUUACUGUUUAACAGAUUAUCAUUUAAGAAAAAUAACAUUAUAUAAUUAGCAUUGAAAAGAGAGAAUAAAAUUUGUAUAUAAUUAUCAAAAGGAUACAUGAACUUUCAGUGUCAAUAUUACAACAAUUCAAAAAUUGGAGGAACAGCGUUUUGCGAAUGUAAUAUUUAAAAUAAGGAUCUACUAUUACUGACUGUAAUAUUUUUUAAUUAUUUAUUUUUUUUUUUUUUAAUUUAUCUCCAUUAGAACUAUAUUUUCAGUAGCAAGAUUCUUAAGUUCUCACAUUAUUGUAUUUAUUAUAAUUAUAACAUGUUGUAAUUAAUUACAGAUAUACAUAUAAAUGCUACAAAAAAAAAAAAAAAAAAAAAAAAA
This is a messenger RNA of Vespa mandarinia (Asian giant hornet), 2343 nucleotides long. RefSeq names its product ribonuclease P protein subunit Rpp25 (gene Rpp25). Gene Ontology annotation, cellular component: ribonuclease MRP complex. NCBI's taxonomy places the organism in Eukaryota, Metazoa, Arthropoda, Insecta, Hymenoptera, Vespidae. Gene Ontology annotation, biological process: tRNA 5'-leader removal. The record is from RefSeq and is a predicted model, not a curated record. Gene Ontology annotation, molecular function: RNA binding.